CUGAGUCAAGGCCAGUGAUUUUUGUCUUAGUUGAUAAUUUUGAUGACAGUUAUGAUCCUGAGCCUGUUGGUAUUAAUAUUCAUCUGUAAUUCCUUCCAUUUUCUUCCCAUUUUUCCCAGCUAAACAAACUGAGCUCUCUAAAUGCCUCCCUUUCAGGCACCUUCCCCGUCCCUCAGCUGGGUGUGAGCCCCCCGUGUUGGCCCUCUGAUGUCUGAGGAACUGCUGAAGGAUGCGGCCGCGGGCGCCGAGGGCUGGCUCGCUGACAAGGAGACUCCCCAAAGGCCUGUGGAGGAGACGUAGGAUCUUCAAGCAAGUUCUGGCAGCUGGAUCCCGAUAACAGAUAAACUCACUUGACCACCAUGAGUUGGAGCUUUCUGACCCGCCUGUUAGAGGAGAUCCAGAACCACUCGACCUUUGUUGGCAAGAUCUGGCUGACAGUGCUGAUUGUGUUCCGGAUUGUCCUGAUUGCCGUGGGGGGAGAGUCCAUUUACUACGACGAGCAGAGCAAGUUCGUGUGCAACACGGAGCAGCCGGGCUGCGAGAACGUCUGCUACGACGCCUUCGCCCCCCUCUCCCACGUCAGGUUCUGGGUCUUCCAGAUCAUCCUGGUGGCCACUCCCUCGGUGCUGUACCUGGGCUACGCCAUCCACAAGAUCGCCCGGCUGGUGGAGCACGGCGAGGCCGGCAGGAGGGGCCGCAGGAGGAGCCUGCCCACCCGCUGGAAGCAGCACCGCGGCCUGGAGGAGGCCGAGGGCGACCACGAGGAGGACCCGAUGAUGUACCCGGAGAUGGAGGUGGAGAGUGUCCGGGAGAGCAAGGAGAAGCAGAGCCCCGCCAAGGCCAAGCACGACGGCCGGCGGCAGAUCCGGGAGGACGGGCUCAUGAGGAUUUACGUGCUGCAGCUCCUGGCCAGGGCCCUGUUCGAGGUCGGCUUCCUGGUGGGGCAGUACUUCCUGUACGGCUUCCAGGUGAGCCCCGUGUUCGUGUGCAGCAGGAAGCCCUGCCCGCACAGGGUCGACUGCUUCAUCUCCAGGCCGACCGAGAAGACCAUCUUCCUGCUGAUCAUGUACGGGGUGAGCUGCAUGUGCCUGCUCCUGAACGUCUGGGAGAUGCUGCACUUGGGGCUGGGCACCAUCCGGGACACGCUCAACAGCAAGAGGAAGGAGCUGGCGGACUCUGGGACCUUCAACUACCCGUUCACCUGGAACACCCCGUCGGCUCCCCCCGGGUACAACAUCGCCCUGAAGCCGGAGCAGAUGCCGUGCACGGAGCUGUCCAACGCCAAGAUGGCCUACAAGCAGAACAAAGCCAACAUAGCUCAGGAGCAGCAGUACGGCAGCACCGAGGGCAACAUCCCCACCGACCUGGAGAUCCUGCAGAGGGAAAUCAAAGUGGCUCAGGACCGCCUGGACCUCGCCAUCCAGGCCUACAACAACCAAAACAACCCCGGCAGUUCCAGAGGGAAGAAGUCCAAAGCAGGCUCAAACAAAAGCAGUGCCAGUAGCAAGUCAGGAGAUGGGAAGAACUCGGUCUGGAUUUAAUGUUGGCUGAGUUGAUGUACUGUGGUUUUCUCUCCUAGUUUAUCAUAAUAACCAGCAGCCCCGUCAAUAAUGGCUUCCAUUAAGGGAAUAUUUGACUCUGCUUGUUUUCAGGGAUACCGUUGGCUAGUGAUGCAGCCCCUGGAGAGGGUUUAUACACUGACUCUGGGACUACAGAACUUUAUUCUUUUGUCUUCCAAGUCAGGAGACAAAUAGGUAUAUUUAAUUCAUUCUCAUUGAACGGUUUAUGCUGUAUGUACAGUAUUAUAGUACAUUUAUUAUGCACAAUUUUUUUUGUAUUUGUACACUGGAUCUGAUGUUACACUUUUUAUAUCGACCAGGACAAGGCCAUGGGUAGCCAUUAAUUAGCAUUUUGUUAAUUUUAUUAUUGUUGUCAGCAGUUAUGUCGUUGUUCUUCCUUGUUUUCUGAGUAAAACUUUUUAUAAAACUUUUCUAUGCUGCGUUUCCGAAGUGCCUUGAACGUGCAGACAGUGGAGCCUCCACUCUCUGGGCAACCCCUGGGUGGGGAAAUAUUUGGGAAACUGUUCCUGGUGCUCCUGACUCUGCCCUUUACUAAAAUGAUGUACUGCUGGCAAACUGGAAGUAUCAUCCCAUAAACUCCUAUGUCCCACAGGUUUUUUUCCCUCUGUAGAAAAUGACUUCCAGGAAAAAAUGUGUGUAUGUGUGUGUCGAGAGCAGGAGUGCCAGAGGUGGAGAGGGCUCAGACCUCCCUGCACACUUUGUGGAACAGGAGGGAAGAGACACUUCAAAGUCCUGCAAAACAUCCGAAAAAAACUUGAAUAGGAAUGACUGGAUUCAGUAAUUCCACGUGUUUCUGUGAUAUUGAUGGGAGGAGAAACUUGUGAGGCUUGUUGUUGUGUAACAACAAGGGCAGGCAGUGGAACCUUUUGGGGAGGAUCCCUGUCCUUGCCAAACCAAUCUGGUCAGGUGGAGCCCUGGCAGCUCUGCUCUCCCUCUCCCGGGAGAGUCUGGGGGAGUUCCACAAGGCCCUUCCCGAAUAUCAGUGAUUCUGCCUUAUCCCAGAGCCCUCUUCCCCUGUUCUGUCCAAGGGAUUCAGUUCAGACAGAGCAAUAUGUACAAUUUAGCUUUCUGCUUGAGAGCCCAGCCCGCCGUGGCAUUCCGUGGCUUUGGCAUUAAACGGGAAUUUCCAAUGAGCGGGAGGGGAGUGCGGGACGGUGCCUUCGGCUCUGUCCUGGCAGGGAGCCACGACCGUCCUGGAGACACGCUGAGAAAUGGCUCUGCUUUCUGUGCUGUUGAUAAUGGAUUCGGGACCUUGCUGCUCUCCCUUUUUGCUGUCAAGUUUUCAGGCCUUUCAGUGCAUUUUGGGGGCAAGCAGGACCGUUGUGUUCUGAGGCUACCUCAGCCCUCAGUCCCUCGUCAGAGCUGGGUCAGGAGCAGGACUCUGGGAGUCAUGGAAUCACAGGAUGGUUUGGGUUGGAAAGGACCCUAAAGCCCAUCCAAUGCCACCCCCUGCCAUG
Manacus vitellinus (golden-collared manakin) is the source of this 3037-nucleotide messenger RNA. RefSeq names its product gap junction protein gamma 1 (gene GJC1). Gene Ontology annotation, cellular component: connexin complex. Gene Ontology annotation, biological process: cell communication. The transcript has 3 exons. The coding region runs from base 360 to 1541 and encodes 393 amino acids. The record is from RefSeq and is a predicted model, not a curated record. NCBI's taxonomy places the organism in Eukaryota, Metazoa, Chordata, Aves, Passeriformes, Pipridae.